This is a messenger RNA of Chara braunii, 7767 nucleotides long. The record is from the annotation of a GenBank genome assembly. NCBI's taxonomy places the organism in Eukaryota, Viridiplantae, Streptophyta, Charophyceae, Charales, Characeae.
GGUAACGACAUACUCUCACUAGGAUUUUCGUGCAUGUAUCUUGCCGCAAAUGCGGACCGCAUUCAGAUCGAAAAUUCCAGUGUUUCUGGGAGCGAGACUCUGGAUAAGAUUGAGAUUCUGGAUAAGAUCGGGACUGUGGAUAAGAUCGAGAUUCUGGAUAAGAUCGGGACUCUGGAUAAGAUCGAGAUCGAGAUUGUGGACAAGACCGAGAUCGAGAGUGUGGAUAAGAUCNUGGAUAAGAUCGAGAUUCUGGAUAAGAUCGGGACUCUGGAUAAGAUCGAGAUCGAGAUUGUGGACAAGACCGAGAUCGAGAGUGUGGAUAAGAUCGAGAGUGUGGAUAAGAUCGACAGGAGUUUGGAUAAGAUCGAGAUUCUGGAUAAGAUCAAUAUCGAGAUUGUGGAUAGAUCGAGACUCUGGAUAAGAUCGAUAUCGAGAUUGUGGAUAAGAUCGAGAUUCUGGAUAAGAUCGAUAUCGAGAUUUCGAGAUUGACGUACAGGCAAGAUGGCGGCCGCUAAAACCGGUGGCAUUGAUGUGGAGAAGUUGAAGUCGAAGAUCGUGGAGGCGAGGAAGACGUCGAGGCUCAACUUAAGCUACUACUUCCUGACCGAGGUGUCGAUCAAUAUGGUCAUGCAAAUCAAACAAAUGGCUCCUACCCUGCAGGAGUUGGAUCUGCGAAGCAAUGCGCUGUCGUCCCUCCCACCGGAAAUGGCUGAACUGAGGAAUCUGAAAGUGCUGAAGUUAAAUUACAACAGGUUCAUCGAGUUUCCAAAGGUAGUCUGCAGCCUUCCUAAGCUGCAAGUCCUUGAGCUGAGUGGAAAUCAGCUUGCAGAUGUCGACUACGCGAUCGGGAGUCUCGCAAACUUAAGGGAGUUGGAUCUGAGUGGCAACAAGAUCCAACGGUUGCCACCGAGUUUCAUCAACCUGUCGUCUCUCAUUUCCUUCAAUAUAGGGAACAACCAGCUGAUGGAAGUCCCGGAGCACAUAGACGCAUUGCCGAAUUUGUUGCGAGUCGACUUCAGCUCUAAUCGGCUAACGAGGCUUCCGGAGACGAUUGGCAAUUUGCCGGCGUUAGUGAAGUUGGACCUGAGCGGUAAUCAGCUGACAACGGUGCCGACUUCGAUCGGGUACAUGAAGCAGCUUCGGGAACUGAACGUGAAGAACAACGAACUGAAAGAACCGUGGAAGACGAAACAGGAGAUGGGAUUCGUGAAGUUCAUGGAGUAUCUCCGAGAAGAGAACGAGCGGCAAAAACUGGAGGAGAUGGAGAAGAGAAAGCCUGUGGGAGUAGAGAUUGGUCCUUACAUGGAAUAUCACGUGAAGUCGGCGUACUCAGAGUGUCCUGUAGUUCGGACUGGCCACACGCUAGUCCCCGGCGAAACGCAUAUUUACCUCUGGGGCGGAGUCGUAAACCAAGAGAAAGCUACGGAGCUGUGGCGAAUAGACUACCAAUUCUUAACGUGGGGAAAACUGUAUCCUGAGGGGAUCAGUCCUGCUCCGAGAGAGAACCAGUGCGCAGCCAUAGACCAGAAAAGCAAUCGGUUGUUCAUCUUCGGAGGACGUGCUGCUGAGCGCAAAAGACUGAACGACUUCCAUUACCUCGACCUGCAGACCGUCACUUGGCAGAAGCCCCUGACGGAUGGAGCUGUGCCGACCCCAAGAGAGGGCGCUUGCAUGCUUGUCGGGUUGGAUGGCACCAUAUAUGUCUUUGGCGGUCAUGGAAGCCGUCAGAGACUCAACGACCUAUUCACUCUCAAUCCUGAAACCUGGACCUGGUCUCAGCGCACACCCAUCGGAACGGUCCCCCCUCCCAGACAGAAUGCGGCCAUGGUCAUGACGGAGGGCAGACUGUUCGUCCAUGGCGGCAAGAGCAACCAAGUGAUGUCAGACCUCCACAUGCUUGAUCUCAAUGGAAUGAUAUGGUACAAGGUUACCGUGGGCGGGCAGGUUCCGCCUCCCAGGUUUGGGCACGUAAUGACGGUGGACGAAGAUACGAUCUUCAUCUAUGGCGGGGUCGAGGACAACGCCGUGAUCCAGCCCGUGUACUCGCUGUUCAAACUGGACCUAGAGACACAGAAAGAACAGCAACGGAUCAAAGAUAUGGAGGAAGCUAUGGCAUCCAGUUCUUUGCUUCGCAAGAAAUCUCAAUCUCACAACUUGAAGGAUGUUCCCACAGGGUUCUACAAAUCCCAGCUCCCUCUUCCAGGGGGAUCUAAAGCUGGAAAAACUCCUCGCGCCUCCAAGAGGAUCCGUGUAAUGGGUACGAAGUUGUGGACCGAAAUGGAACAUCGAGCAAUUGCCGAUAAUGCAUCUCGAACAUUCUGUUUUGCAGGGGGGCGGUUAUUACUCUUCCAAAGCGGCUCAGCACAGAAACCAGAACAGAAGAGUGCAGCAGCUGGGACGGAUGCUGCGGGAACAAAUCCCCCUGAAAGUGCUUCUGCUGCUGCUUCUUCUUCCCUUCCCGCACUUCCCCCUCCUGCUGUCCCCACUUCAGCUGCUUUUUCUCCCUCUUCAGCACCACCCACAUCUUCUCCUCCUCCUCCUCCUCCCGCUCCGGCUGCUCCUGGUGCUGCUGGUGCUCCUAGUGCUCCUGCUGCUUCUCCUGCUGCUGCUCCUGCUGGUGCUCCUGCUGCUUCUCCUGCUGCUGCUCCUGCUGCUGCUCCUGCAGCUUCUCCUGCUGCUGCUUCUGAUGCUGCUCCUGCUGCUGCUCCUGCUGCUGCUGGUACAACCUCUGCGCUCGAUGCUGCUAUUGCUGCAGCGAUAGCGGUAGAAGAGGACAUACUUAUGGGUCUGAACACCGUCCCGACCGCGGCACCUGCCCCCGAAAACCCAGAUGUCUGGGACACAUUUCUUUACGGUAAUGUGCACAGGUUUGAUCGUAUGAGCCUUGAGGGAAGCAGCUUGAAGAGGCUGCAUCCGAAGAAGAAAAGGAUACAAAUCACGCUGCAGACAAUGAUGGAUAAGCUCCCUGCUUCUUUCACCACCAUCUCGCCCAAGGAGUACAAGUUGCUGGAGCAUGUGCACAGGUUUUAUUACGAAUACCGUGAGCUAUAUCCUCGCAGGGGCAACCUGAUGCUCAUUGCCAAGAACGAAUGCAAUGUAGGUAAGUUCGUGUGCAGCACCAUUCGUCCCAGCAUGCUUCCUUACACGGAGCUGUACAAUGUCAAUACUUGCAGCAACUUUGUGUCGGAGUUUCUGGAGUACACUCCUUUGGAAGACCCACUGACUUUUCCCUCCCAUCUCCCCUCUCCCUGGUCCAUCGUCCAAUGGCAAGUCGGCGACUCCUUCGACUUCAGUGUUGUCCUCGCCUCUCUCCUGAUCGGUGUUGGGUACGAUGCUUACUGUGUUGCGGGGUACGCUCCCAAGCACAUCACCCUUAACAUCCUCGAGUACACGGACUACCCGCCUCCCAACCAGAUCGAUCCGCUCACGCUGAAACACCGCCCAUCGUUCAUCCUCUCAACUCUGGGCCCUCAUGUUCCCGCAGAUGCCCCUGCCAAAAGCCAACCUCAAUCCACAGACCCACCACCGAAGCCCAAGUAUGCCAUACGGAAGACCCCUGUUUUGGAAAGCAAGUUCCUUAAAGAUCUUGAUGAGAGAGCGAGGGAGGCCAGACGGAUUGCUGCAGCUGCAGCAGCGAUGGUUCGGAUGAAAAGGAAGAAGAGGAAAAAGAAGAAGGGCAAAAGGCUAUAUGAAGGUCAAGGGAUGGAUCAUGAUAUCACGGAGGGCUCAGCACUCGAACGAGAAGCUCGGGCCAAUGCCCGAUCUGAUCUGUCCAACGUGCAAGCGGUUAAAAGUGGUCUCCUUUCAAGUGCAGAUUUGGCUGCCUCUCCCCAGACGAAGGGUGACAAUCUGUCAAACGGUCACGGGAACUCUGCAGGCAGGCCUCCAGAGUCUGACAAAGAGAAUGAUUCUUCCAUAGCAAAUACUCUUCCGCAGACUGCUACUGUAGCAGCUCAGGAUCAUACACAGAGAGCUGCUGCAGCUGAGGAAGGUGACUUGACAAAAAAGGUACCGGAAGCCAAAGCAAACGAUCUUCAGCCAAAUGGUACGGAUGAAAAAACAGAGUCUUCUGCGCAGAAGGAUGUCUCAGUGGAGGUCGCGCCAAAAACAGAGGGAACCGAUCCACAGGCUCAGCCAACAGCGGCGGAUGGAGGAGGUGCAACGUCUGGUGAUGAAACUUCAGGCGUGGGGGAAGGUCAAGGGGAGGAGGAGGAGCAGGAGGCAGAUGGAGGUGGUGCGGAUGAUGAGGAAGGCGAGGAAUCCGAUGAGGAAGAAGAUGAAGAUGAUGAGCAGAAGGGCAGUGAAGAAGGGGAUGAGAAUGAAGAGGGUGAGACGGAGGUGGGUGAGAAAGGUACGAUGAAGGAUGAGCUUGAGCGACGGAGAAUGCAUUCCUGGGUACUGGUUGCUGCUGGGAGGAGGGAGGUUGGCGAAAGCUUCUUUGUGGAGCCAACAACCGGGAGGUUUUACACGUUGAAGACCUCACCGUACGAAGCAGUGGAGUUUGUGUGGAACCACUGCAACUUCUGGAUCAAUAUGCAGCCUAAUACGGAGCGAUCUGGGGUAGCCUCGAUCUCCUGGGAUUUCACGAAUUACAAGCUGUGGGAAAGAGUGUUGGACGACAUAAGCGAUGAGUGCAUACCCUUGGAUCCCGCAGGAGCUGAACGAGGGGAUUCUCGAUCCCAGCUCCAAGACAACCCACAGCAGGGAGACGGUUCAGCCACACCUCUGGGCGCAACUUCUCUUGUAGCCACGACAACAGCCGCGGCAGGCGGCACAGCAGCUGAGACGCCAGGGGACACUCAGCGCAGUCCUACUAUUAAGUCAGUUGCAGGUGGAGGAGGACCAGCAUCAGACCGUAGCGAUGUCACUGCCCCGGUCUCGGUGGAAAAGGGUGCUGGAACGGAAAGCCGACCUCAGAGUUCAAGCCGCUUGCUGCAAUCAGGCAGUCUUUCUCCAACUACAGGUGGAGCGGCUGCAUCAGAAGGGGCGGGAGAUGAAGGUGGUGGGGAUCCCUUAGGUGACCUGAAGAAGAGCGGGGCGACCAAGGGCACGAGCACAAGAGCACCAUCUACUGCCGGUGGUCCAAAGCCAACCUCGUUAGGGUCUGCGGGCAGUGCUCGAGCAGCUGGCACACCCAUGGCACUGGUCCAUCCUGCAUUGACUCGACUAGGGCUUGCCACCACUCCUCGCAACCACAGUGCAGCUAGCUCUGCUGAGCGGAGUAGCUCUAAAGGCACCAGCGGUGGUGGUGGCGGUGGGGACCGCGAAGGCGAGGAUGGAGAUCAUGAUGAUGGCGAUGCAUGCAAAGUCACUGAGAGAGAUAUGGCUGAGAUCAACCACUGGCUUCUUCCCAAGUCAUGGGUGCCGAAGCUUGUGAUCACACGUGAGGCAUUUGACACCCGAUGCCCUAGGGGAACCAAGUUGAUCCUGUACAGAAGGUGCACUUACGAGAUUUUCGCUAUGUACGGUGAGUGUGCAAGAUGGGAUGGACUGCAUCAACGAGUCUGUUUUUUUCUCGACGACGAGCGAACAAUAAUGAGCGAGUGUCGUGAGUAUUUCCAGAGACGAAAGGAUCGGCUGAGGGAGAGGAGAACUCUUCCUCUGGAAGAUAAAAUGCAGGAGAUGUUCGAUCAAGGAACAGCCUUCGGUUUGAGGGAGAUCAUCUCCAUUGCAGGGGUCAGCAGAACCAUCAUAUUUUACCCUAACUCUCGAUUAGAUGGGCUGGUAAAGAGAGAGGAGAUUCUGGGGCAGAAGAUGAUAGAGACGUUUGACAACCGCGAUGAUUUUCUUAUCUAUCGCAGUGCCCGAUAUGCUCCUCCUGAUUCCGUAGAGUCGCCCGAUUCUGCUGCAUCUCCCGUCACAGUGGCCAACAAGGCAGUAGUAACAGGGGGAGAAACAGCAGGAACAGCCGCUGGAGCAGCAGCAUCACCCACGGCCGUUGGUGGAGGAGGAGGAGCCACAGACCUAACACCCGAGCCCAGCCAAUUGCAGUUGUCGGCAACAAAUACCAGCCAAGAAGGUGCUGGCGGAGGCGGCAGUAAACCAGAACUUGAGCGCUCACUAUCACAAUCGGUUAUGGGACCGGAGUCGGCUAUUAACAGCAACAGUCCUUCAUCAGCAGUGGCAGGAGUAGGAGGAGUAGCUGGCGGCGGAGGAGAGAGUACUCUGACCUCCAGGCCUGCAAGCAGUGUUGCGGAUAGUUCGAUGGCGGGAGCGGGGCAAGCCAAAAGCUUGCAGUGGGCGCUUCCCAGUAAAGCAGCACAAAGUACCACAUAUACGUCCAAUCUCCUUGGGAGUGGGGGUGGAAAGAAGGUUGGUUCAGGGGACAAGCCCCGAGGAGAAACGGGUGAGUGGUCCCCACCAGGUUUUGGUUCUCGGGGUCGCGCUUCGUCGGUUACGGUUCCCGUUCUGCCUAUUGCAAAGAUGACAGAGAAGUUAGCUCGGAACCAUGAUAAACGAGCGCAGGAGGACAUGAAGAAACGAUCGUUUCAGUUAAGUCUGGACCAAAUCAGUGUCAAAUUCCACUAUGCCGAGUCGAGGAUCACCGCGGGAUCUCGCAUAUACACGAAAGAUGGUUUGUCGACGAUCACCCAAGUCGAUCCCUUUGAGCCGCGGCCUAAGGAGUCCGCUUUAAUGGACGAGUACCAGAAACUGUUAGUUGCCGAACGCAAGUGUAUGGAAGCAAUCCGACAGUCUGAGAAGGAGACACUAGAGAUUAUCGAACAAAGAGCUAAGGAAGAACAAUCUGUCACUUUGGUCGUGCCUUACUACGAUGUAGUCCGCGUGAAGAAGGAAGAGAGCGACGAAGAUAAAGAGGAGGAGGUGAAGGUGGUACACGAUUACCUGUCGCCAUUCCUGCCCACCGGCCCAAGGGCUCUGAUGCCGCUAUCUCGCAAGGAUAUGAUGGAGGUAAGGGACAAAUGCCUAAAGGCCCUCAAGGAUCGACUCAUCCAACGGGCCAAUAUUAUCCAAGCUCGGUACGAUGACGAGACCGCCGCUCUUGCCAAACGCCAAGCCAACUUCCAUCGUGAUCGUGACCAAAUGACUAAAGAGGAGGAAGAUGAGUAUGAGCUUGCUUGCGAAGAGUCUCUCUUCCGCAUCCAUAUAAUUGAAAAGAGACUCAAGCGACAUGAAGAGCAAUCCUUACAGAAGUACUAUGAUUUGGAUGCCAAGCUUCGAAGUGACCCUCGCCUUGCGGGACUCACAGAAGGCGUACACUCACCGCAACCGUCUACUUAGAUUCCUCGUUAUCGCCAUCAUGAUCGUCAUCAUCAUCAUCAUCAUCAUCAUCAUCAUCAUCAUCGUCGUGUACGCGUAACUUAUUUCCCUGAACACAACACAGGGUCAUCAUAGCUGUGUUUAGUGCAACUUUCACAUCAGAUAGAGAUAUAAUGACCAUGCAUGGCGUUCUGGAAAAGACAAUACGACCGUAGUACAGAAUAUCAAGCAUAAGGCACAGAGCUCCAAGUAUGGGCUCCUGAAGGUUUAAAACAGUGAAUGCAAUUCGCAAUUUUGCACUGAAGAGAGAAUUCAAAUUGAUGAAUGGGCCUAUCUGAGUUGGUACACCCAUGAACUGCUGAAAUGCAGACCAGGGUUCAAAUCUGGAUACCACCAGAUGACCAGAAUAGAAUCAUUCUGAAUGACCUGGGGCCAGUCCGUUCGACGAUGAUAUCUCAAGGCCGUCGCCCAGCACCAGUACACGGGCACCUGGGCCACGGGCCUAACACCUCAAAUUCUGGAGGCGCGAAACAAAAACGCGACCGCCGA